This is a messenger RNA of Eimeria mitis, 786 nucleotides long. RefSeq lists its product as uncharacterized. Lineage: Eukaryota; Apicomplexa; Conoidasida; Eucoccidiorida; Eimeriidae. The transcript has a single exon. The coding region runs from base 1 to 786 and encodes 261 amino acids. The record is from RefSeq and is a predicted model, not a curated record.
AUGGGGUGCGCUGGCGAAGGGUCGGCCUGCUGCCGCGGCUGCUGCUUCUGCCGGCGAGGUGACGCGGUCUCUCGUCACAGAGGAUUGUUGGAGUGUGCUCACCGUUAUACCGUUGAAUCGGCUCGAGUUAUAGCGAUUGGCGAGCCUCUGGUGAAGCAGUUGCCUCCCGAUCUUAGUGUCAAGUGCGUAACGACGUUUUUCUGUUUGUCCUUGGUUGAGACCACAGCAUUAUUCUCUUUGUUGGGAAGAACAGAAAGGGGCAGCAUUGACGCAAAUAUAUAUGCAAUUUAUAGAGAACUAUCGGCCGUUCAGGAUAGGUUAGGCAGAGAAAAGAUUAGCAGGUCGCGGGAGCGGCACAUCAAAAGUCUUCGCAUGCUCCUCGACAGGGUCAACGAAGCCGAGCCCGCUGCAUCGGCCGUCGCAAAGGGGCAGCGGCUGUUGAUAAUUGACCAGAUGCUGCAACUGCAGGAGAUUGCCUUGGCCCAGGUUAACUUCUGGCUUGUUUGGCUGACAGAGACUCUCGAAAGCUCAAAGGAGGCAACUGAUGGCGGCAGACGUGCUAAUGCAGCUGACGAAGGUGCUGAUGCAGCUGCGGACGGUGAUGAUUUAGGUUUUGAAAGUCCUUCUGCAGCUGCUGGAGGUGGUAAUGCAGCUGCUGAUGGCGAUUUUACAGAAGCCGAAGAUGGCGCUGCAACUUCCGCUGCACCUGCGGCGGCCGUAGCAUCUAAAUCUGGGUCAGUUGCCAGCGUGCAUGCAACUAGAAACACAAUUACCGGCCUCCGCUAG